ACGUGUGGAAAUCCGGACCCUAACCCGCAGAGAGAAGAGUCAAACGGGGGAGACGUCUGGGCGGAAUGCAUUUAUUUUUCAGUCUCUAGUUACCCAAUAUCUAUAUAACAAUUUACAUGAUUUGAGGCUUCAAGAACAUCUUACAGAGUUUCAGCUUUUCUGGCCCCAGAGACGGAACCGAAAAUGGAGCAAAUUCAGGCUGACCACGAGCUGUUUUUACAGGCCUUUGAAAAACCAACUCAAAUCUAUAGAUUCCUUCGCACAAGAAACCUGAUUGCGCCUGUUUUCUUGCACAGAUGUCUUACCUACAUGUCUCACAGAAACUCAAGAACAAAUAUGAAAAGGAAGGCAUUUAAAGUUGAUGACAUGCUGCUGAAAAUGGAGAAGAUGAAGGGAGAUGAAGAGUCACACAGCCUGCCUUCACACCUGCAACUAACUUUUACUGGAUUCUUCCAUAAGAUCGAAAAGCCAUCACUAAACUCAGAGAAUGAACAAAACUCAGUAUCUUUAGAGGUGCUUCUUGUCAAAGUCUGCCACAAGAAAAGGAAGGAUGUCAGCUGUCCGGUUAAGCAAGUGCCUACAGGUAGAAAGCAGGUGCCUUUGAACCCUGACUGCAGCCACACCAAGCCUGGCACCUUCCCCUCUCUUCUUGUGUCCAGCAACGAGUUUGAGCCCAGCAAUAGCCACAUGAUCAAGUCAUACUCGCUGCUGUUUAGGGUGUCGCGUCCUGGCCACAGGGACCCGAAUGGCCUCUCCAACGGGGAACCCAAUGAAAACAUUGAUGUUUUGGAGGAGCGUCCCAACAGAAAGAAGAAGAACUCUCACAAAGAAGAUGGAGGGACUACCUUCGUUGCACAGAUGACUGUCUUUGACAAGAACAGGUCCCAGUCUUUAUCUACUGAUAUGUGUCUACAGCUGCUGGAUGGGGAGUAUGAGGUCUCUAUGCAGGAGAUGGAGGAGUGUCCGGUUAGCAAGAAAAGAGCAACAUGGGAAACCAUCCUGGAUGGGAAAAGGCUGCCUCCAUUCGAGACAUUCUCUCAAGGACCCACGCUGCAGUUCACCCUGCGAUGGACGGGCGGUCCUGGUGAAAAAUCCACAGCUCCUGGGGCCAAGCCCCUGGCCACACGUAACUCGGACACAGGCACUCUGGACACUAAGAUGAGCACAUUUACACCCACUCCCACAGCUGUUAAAGACUCAGUCAUCACAAAUAUCCAGAUGAGAAAAGAACAGAUUUCAGUCGAACCCCAGCAGAAAUUGCGUGUGUUUUAUCAGUUCCUGUACAACAACAACAUGCGUCAGCAGACAGAGGCCCGCGACGACCUGCACUGCCCCUGGUGCACGCUGAACUGCCGCAAGCUCUACAGCCUGCUCAAACACCUCAAGCUGUCUCACAGCCGCUUCAUCUUCAACUACAUGCCUCACCCCAAGGGAGCCAGGAUAGAUGUGUCCGUUAAUGAGUGCUAUGAUGGCUCCUAUGUGGGAAACCCGCAGGACAUCCACAGCCAGCCGGGCUUUGCCUUCAGCCGCAAUGGUCCUGUGAAAAGGACUGCUGUCACACACAUUCUCGUAUGCAGGCCAAAGCGCACGAAGCCCAGCCUGUCGGAGUUCCUGGAGCCUGAGGAUGGAGAGCUGGAACAGCAGCGUACCUACAUGAGUGGCCACAACAGGCUCUACUUUCACAGCGACAGCUGCCUGCCGCUGCGGCCCCAGGAGAUGGAGGUGGACAGUGAGGACGAGCGGGACCCUGAGUGGCUCCAGGAAAAGACUGUCACACAAAUAGAAGAGUUCACCGACGUUAAUGAAGGCGAGAAGGAGGUGAUGAAGCUCUGGAAUCUUCAUGUUAUGAAGCAUGGAUUCAUAGCUGACAAUCAGAUGAAUCAGGCCUGCAUGCUGUUUGUGGAGAAGUGCGGACUCUACAUUAUUGAGAGGAAUCUGUGCCGGAACUUCCUUCUGCAUUUGAUCAGCAUGCAUGACUUCAACCUGGUCAGCAUCGCCACGAUAGACAAGGCCAUGGCACGCCUGCGUGAGAUUGAGGAGGAGCUGCACGUGCCUCAGGAGAAUGGAAGCUAGUCUCCCUGCACAGGCACACCAGAGUACGCCAAGUGGCUGAAGCUUGCCUGUUCUGCUCCCUCAGGUUAACUUUGGAGCUUCUUGAGGCUGAGCUGGUGGGCUGGUUGGCUGGCUGACUGAGGGGGUAAGGUUUGUGAUUGAACAUGCAGACAAAACCUGAGACACAUUCCAAAUGGACACUACUUCAUGUAUGCAAUGCUAAUGAAAGCUGUACUCUACAGCAUGAUGCUAGUUUUCUUCUUGAGAUUAGUUGAGUAAGAAAAGUCUUGAUACAUUUUUCUUAAGUACAUAUAUUGCCAUUAAGAUUCUACAAAAAAGUUGUAUCACUGAGUAAUGUAAAAAGUGCUUUAUUUGUCCUACUAUAGAUCCAUAUUGACCCCAUGAUUGUUUUUAUGCGUGAGUUAGCACUUGUGCAGGUCUGGGUGCCUGGAUGAAAAGAAAUGUACUUCCCCUUGUGAAAAAGUACAUACAUUGAAAAGUUUGCUGUUGGAGGGGGUGUGCUUGGAUUUGUAAUGGGAUUGGUUCAGUAAUGCCUGUUCUGAUGUUCACUGCUCCACAGGUAAGGAGAAAUGGGGAGAUUACUUGACAAAUACCCACUGUCCUCCUGUAUGCAAACAUAGUCUGGUCUUAGAAAUACCAGGAAAGACACCUGCUUGUCUUCCGCUAUGUGUGGGAACCUGGACUUAUGCAAAUAACUUUGUGUUUUUGUUCCUAACAAAUAGUUCAGUGCCUCAUUCUUUCGUCUGCUGUGGACUUUGUGCUCUAGUUUAUUGUUAAUGUACCAAAGGGUUCAUUUCUUCGCCGAUCAUGUACCAGCAUACUUCCAUUCCUUCUUUUCUAAGGCUGGGAAGAAGUUUUUGAUGUUUUAUACAAAACACACCUGUGCACUCUUGUUUGUACAUUUAUGUGAAUAUUUAUCUCCUGUUUGCCAUCACUAUCAUGUAGAUGGUGCUGUAAUUGUGGGUGUACUUUGGAUUCAUUCUGCUAGGUUUGUCUUAAAAUUUCUUUUGAGUGUUUGAGAUUGAAUCUCAGCUGGGUUUACAAGCCAAAAGGGGUGAUACCAGCAGCUUUUUUUAAUCCUGCUUAAAUUUAUUGUGGCUUUGUGUUGUAUGCUGGAAGAGACAAAUGAGAAAGCUUUUCUCAAACUUGCUUUAAUUUGCUAAAGCUCUGCACAUAGUGGAUGGCAGUAAUUCUGAGACUGGCUGAUUAUGCUUUUACUGCUUCGGGGGCAUUAUUUGCACAUUCUUGAUGGUCCAAAAAUGUCAACCAACAUUGUUUAAAAAUGAGUUUCAUAAUAAAGGAGUUGCAGUGUUUUUUGGCUGUGGUAUUUUGCCUUUAAAUGUUCCAAGAACAUUACAGCAUGUCAUCCUUAUUCUACUGUACUCAUUUUUAAGAAAUCCAUCAGCUGGACAAAAGCCCAUGAACUGAGUUGAGUUUGACCCAGUUUGAAGCACAAAUCUCUGUAUUAAAUAU
Scleropages formosus (Asian bonytongue) is the source of this 3546-nucleotide messenger RNA. It is a transcript of the gene suz12b, whose product is annotated as SUZ12 polycomb repressive complex 2 subunit b. Gene Ontology annotation, cellular component: nucleus; RSC-type complex; ESC/E(Z) complex. Lineage: Eukaryota; Metazoa; Chordata; Actinopteri; Osteoglossiformes; Osteoglossidae. The coding region runs from base 184 to 2073 and encodes 629 amino acids. Gene Ontology annotation, molecular function: chromatin DNA binding. The transcript is spliced from 17 exons. The record is from RefSeq and is a predicted model, not a curated record.